Molecule: messenger RNA, 2352 nt
Organism: Chionomys nivalis (European snow vole)
Lineage: Eukaryota; Metazoa; Chordata; Mammalia; Rodentia; Cricetidae
Gene: Fndc10
Product: fibronectin type III domain containing 10
Exons: 2
Coding region: 142-813 (223 amino acids)
Source: RefSeq, a predicted model, not a curated record
GGGCGGGUUGGAGCCCGUGGCGGCUGAGGGCCCUUCGCGGGGCGGGCGCGGGAGCGGCUGGGGCGGCGCGGCCCGCGUGACCCUCCGCCGCUCCCCGUGCGCUCGCGAGCCCGCGCCCCGCAGCGCCGGCCCAGCCGCAGGAUGCGCGCUCCGCCGCUGCUGUUGCUGCUGGCCGCCUGCGCGCCGCCCUCCGGCGCCGCUGUGGUCCCGACGCCGCCGGGCUGGGAGCCGGCUUCCGACGCGCCCUGGUGCCCCUACAAGGUGCUGUCCGAGGGCCCCGAGGCGGGCGGUGGGCGCCUAUGCUUUCGCAGCCCGGUUCGGGGCUUCCGCUGCCAGGCGCCGGGCUGCGUGACGCUGGUCUCGGCGGGUGGUUCUCUGCGCGCCCACGUCCUGCGCAACCGCAGCGUGUUGCUGCAGUGGCGACUGGCUCCGGCCGAGGCGCGCCGCGUGCGAGUCUUCGCGCUGAACUGCUCGUGGCGUGGCACCUACACACGCUUCCCGUGCGAUCGCGUGCUGUUGGGCGCCUCCUGCCGCGACUACCUGCUGCCCGACGUGCACGACAGCGUGCGCUACCGCUUGUGCCUGCAGCCGCUGCCGCUGCGUGCCGAGCUCUCCGCCACCCAGCCAGAGCUCGCCGAGUGCGUGGAGUUCACCGCCGAACCGGCAGCUAUGCAGGAGAUCGUGGUGGCCAUGACGGCGGUGGGCGGCUCCAUAUGUGUCAUGCUGGUGGUCAUCUGCCUGCUGGUGGCCUACAUCACCGAGAACCUCAUGCACCCGACAUUCCGGCGACCCAGUCUGCGCAGGCAGUCCUGAAGCGCGAGGCGACCCGCCCAUCUGGGUUCCACCUGCCUAAAUGUGCUGAGACCUUAGGUCCUUUCCCUGCUUCCCUCUCAUUCUCUCUCCCUCUUUACGAUGCCCAUGGAGGGCCUAAUGGAGACUAGCUCAUGCAGGGACCUUGUCAUCAUCCAUGACCUUGCCAGCCCCAGCUGGAUGUCCGCUUUCCAGACUCAGGCCUCAGACUGGCCAUGGGGCCCAGACUAGAGUGUCAGCCGCGUCCAGGGGUCUUCCCCAUCUCUAGAGGCCUUUUUGGGCCGGCCGGAAUAUACAGUCUCUCUGUCAAGAGUCACUCACUGGCACCCAGGAUCAUCAACCUGAACUUUCUUCCCGUGCCAGGUUGUCAGAGCUUGGUCGUGAUCGUUGCCUGGUCCCUUUGUGCUUUGCAGAGGGGGAGGAGUGGCCUCUGGAUCCUGUACCCACCCCACUUUACCCAAUGGGCUUAGGUUAGCUUCGUGCCUUAGUUUCUCUGCCCCACUACAGGAGCCACCCAUCAUCCCUCAGCUGCCCAUGGGGAAUUGUGGCCCUGAGACUGGCUGGCUUAUGCAUGCUUCUGGCCAGAGUCCCAUUGAGGACACACCAGCUUCGAGAUUUUCAGGAGUCUGGGGCAGGGGAUCACAGGUCCUGUUUUGUCUUCCUAUGUGGGUGUCCAAGGAGCCAAGAGCCAUGAUGUAGCUCAGCAGACUGGGCCCAACGUCCAGCUGCUGCAUCCAGGGAGGGUGGAGAGCCUGCGAUCUGCCCCCAGUGACGUUGCCCCUCCAUCUGAAUGGGCAGAGGUUGGCCGUGCCUACCUCCUGGCACACACAGGCACCUGGCUGAGGUCACCCAGCCAUCUGAUGAUACUGGGCACUGGAAAGGGUAAGGCUCUGAGCACUGGACUUGACCCUGGCUAUUUUCCCUCCACUCGCGCCCCAGCGACCACGAUGACCUGAACCCUGGCUGGCAGCACUGUACCCUACCUCUCUGUCUUUGCUCUGCCUGCUCCCCAAGAGGCACUCACUGGUCAGUUGCCAACAUCUAAAUGUCCAUCACUCUCAGACCAAAAACACUGUCUUGUGUGUUUAUUUGGGAUGUUGGAGGGAAGGUGAUGGGUGAGGGAAGGGAAGGUGGAUUCAAUUCCUCCAAGGGCCUCUCAAGCAUCAGUCGAGUGACUGGCCCUGAACCUUUCCUGGUGGAGAUGGGAUGGGGAUCAGCCCCAGGCAGUGUUCACUGAAAUGAUGACUUGACAGUACUGGCAGAAGGACAGGUAGGGUGUCCAUAGCUUGUUUGUCCACCCCCAGACCUUGGGAAAGCAUCUCUUCCUAGGACAGCCGUACUGGGCAUGGGGUGGGGGAUGGGACUGUUCGAAACAGCCUCAACAUACAGUGAUGAGCCGUUUGAACUGUGAGAAGCAGUAGUUAGGCAGCUCUAGAAGGGGGUACCCUCUCCAGCAUGGGGCUACUGCGUGAGCCACUCACUCUCCCCACCUGGAAUGUCCUUGGGACUCUUGUGCUCCUGUGACCCCAAAGAAAGCCAAAG